AUGCUCUUCUCUAAGCUUCUGCGCCCUAUAGCAGCUACAAAAAAGUUUGCUAUCUGCGCGGAGCUCGCGGAAGUCCUUCAGCCUCGUGGCAGCCUCCUCCCACGCGUCAACACUCGAAGCUUCACAAGACCCAGUUUCGAAACAUGGCGAAAUGUAAGAGGCGGACCUAGCUCGACAGGUAGCCGGCAACAGCAGCGAGCCUUCCACGAAUCCUUCAACACACGCCGCCGCCAAAUUUUCCGACGCAUCGAGCCGCACAAUGCGCGCCCCCUCAUCACCCCCGAGCAAGUGCGGAGAUUGUUCGCCUCGGGGCAGUUCAGGGGCUUUGCGAUCCUCGCCGCGGGUGGGGUUACUAUAUUCUACUUCAUGAACAUCGAGACGGUUCCGGUGUCAGGGCGGCGGAGGUUUAACUGCUACAGCGAAGGCAGUGCUGAGGAGCAGGGAAGGUUGGCGUAUAACCAGAUCCUCUCUGAGGAGGCGAGAAAGGGCAAGGUACUACCGGAAUCCGAUUCCAGAGUUAAGAGGGUGAAGACGGUGCUUGCGCGGUUGAUAGAGGCGGGAGACUUGGGCACGGGACAAAGUGAUAGCAAGAAGGGCGACGGAUGGACGGUGCACGUCAUUGAGGAUCCGCAUCAAGCAAACGCUUUUGUUCUCCCGGGAGGCAAAGUCUUCGUCUACAGUGGAAUAUUUCCCGUUUGCAAGAACAACGACGGGCUGGCGGCGGUUAUGGGCCACGAAAUUGCACACAACAUGGCGCAGCACGCGGCAGAAAAGAUGAGCCAGAUGGCAUUGCUCCAGCCGAUAGUUUGGGGGCUCAUGUAUCUCGAUUAUACUGGAGUUACAAUGGGAUUAGGGCGAUUUUUAGGGAGCAUGAUGCUCGACCUUGGAAUUAUGAGAGUUUCCUCCAGAGAGCAGGAGAGUGAGGCAGAUCAUAUCGGCCUCAUGCUUAUGGCGGCAGCUUGUUAUGAUCCCAAGGAGGCGGUAGGGUUGUGGGAGAGAAUGGAGAGGCUAGACAAAGAAACGCCUCCCGAAUGGCUUUCUACACAUCCGUCGAAUGCGAAUCGAAUCCAGCAAAUUAUACAACUAUUACCGCAAGCGGAAGAUAAAUACCAGGAGAGCAACUGUUCAUCGACGGUGGGAUACAACAACGCCUUUCAACACGCCAUUGGCCGCACCCUAGUCUUCCGGUAA
Molecule: messenger RNA, 1191 nt
Organism: Pseudogymnoascus verrucosus
Lineage: Eukaryota; Fungi; Ascomycota; Leotiomycetes; Thelebolales; Thelebolaceae
Exons: 3
Coding region: 1-1191 (396 amino acids)
Biological process (GO): protein quality control for misfolded or incompletely synthesized proteins; mitochondrial protein processing
Cellular component (GO): mitochondrial inner membrane
Molecular function (GO): metalloendopeptidase activity
Source: RefSeq, a predicted model, not a curated record